CGUCACGUCAACCGAAGUAUUUACAACAACUCUACCAUCCUCGCAUCUAUGUACCACAACCUCCAACAACGAUUUUGCUCAUCAUUGCUGGACAUACACGAAUCAUUGAUUGGCAUGGCUCUGGAUCCGCGAUUAAUGCCCGGCGUGGCUGCAGAAAUGCGCAGCAUCAGAUCGUCUGCCUCAACACCCUCUUUGCGUGGAAGCAUCUCUUCAUUAAAGAUGGACGGCGGAGGAAACGUCAAGGUGGUGGUGAGAGUUAGGGCCUUUCUUCCUAGAGAAAUCCAACGAGGCGCAGAAUGCUUGAUCCAGAUGAAUCCAGUGACCCAAGCAACCACUUUACUUGUUCCCAACGAUACGGAUCCGGCAAACAAGCAAUCAAAGAUGCGGAGAGCUCUGGAAGAGAAGACUUUCACGUUUGACAACUCUUUCUACAGCCAUGACAUCGCGAACGAGCACUACGCGCAUCAAGAGGAUGUUUACAACAGCUUGGGAGAAGAGUUCUUGGAUCACAACUUCGAAGGAUAUCAUACUUGCAUAUUUGCCUACGGUCAGACUGGUUCUGGAAAGAGCUAUACUAUGAUGGGUACUCCUGAUCAGCCAGGUUUGAUUCCAAGAACCUGUGAAGAUCUCUUCCAGCGAAUCGAAGCAGCACACAACGAAACUCCCAAUAUCUCCUACAACGUCCGAGUGUCCUAUUUCGAGGUAUACAACGAGCACGUCCGCGAUCUACUUGUACCUGUCCAAAGUAACCAACCCCCAUACUACCUCAAGAUUCGAGAAUCGCCUACAGAAGGACCCUACAUCAAGGAUUUGACCGAUGCACCCGUCAGAAAUUACUCUGAAAUCAUGAAGUAUAUGCGUAUCGGAGACGCUAGCCGAACCACAGCAAGCACAAAGAUGAAUGAUACGAGUAGCAGAAGUCAUGCCGUCUUUACGAUUAUGCUCAAGCAAAUCCAUCAUGAUAUGGAUACGGACGAAAGCACUGAACGAGUAGCGCGCAUACGUCUGGUAGACUUGGCAGGCAGUGAGCGAGCAAAGGCAACAGAAGCUACCGGAGCCAGACUCAGAGAAGGAAGCAAUAUCAAUAAAUCACUUACCACUCUUGGACGUGUCAUUGCUGCACUUGCUGAUCCGAAACAUCAGCGUCCCGGCAAGAGAAACAAGGAUGUCGUCCCCUAUCGAGAUUCGAUCUUGACCUGGUUGCUGAAGGAUUCUCUUGGAGGAAACAGUAAGACGGCAAUGAUAGCCUGUAUUGCACCAUCCGAUUAUGACGAGACCCUAUCCACACUCCGAUACGCCGACCAAGCCAAGAGAAUCCGUACUCGUGCUGUUGUCAACCAAGACCACAUCUCAGCCGCUGAACGUGAUGCUCAGAUAGCUGCUAUGGCUGAAGAGAUCCGCUUACUUACUCUCAGUGUGUCCGACAGUCGUCGGCGAGAGAAAGAGACGAUGGAGCAGGAGGAAAAAUUGGAGGAAUAUCAGCACAGUGUGACCGUGCUCCAACGAAUGAUGGAAGAGAAAGAGAUGAUUUCAGAAGGGAAGAUUCGAAGCUUACAGACCGAGAACGAAGCAUUGAGAAUGCAUGUUAAGCUUCUGACUGAGACAAUUAAGAACCCUAUCGAGAUCAGAAGCGCUAGAAACAGCGUUCAAGGUGGAAGCAGAAAGGCAAGCCUUUUGAACGAUCAGGCUGUGGGUGAUGAGAACAAGGAGAACGACGACGAGACCGAAGUCCCGGAUGACGAAUACGGCUACGAUGAGGAAGGUGUUGACAUUAGCAAGCACGAGGAGAAAGCUCAUGAAACACAAAAGUCUAUGAAGGACCUCUUAAGACAGUUAGGCUUGUUUAAGAGAAAAAUUGGCGAUGACAAGGCAAGAUUCAUCAAGCCAUUGGGCGAGAGGAUGAAUGUUUGAGUGAAAUCAUGUCGAUGAUGAAGUGGCCAGGAAGCUUGGCAUUGCAGCAACAGGCACUGGAUACAUAAUGUCAGGAAUGGACGAGUAUAAAUGGAUGUAUUGUACGCAUAGGAUGAUCAGCAGAUUCAUACGAUGGGCAGGGUCCUCAUAGCGAUGGCGUUUCUGGCUUGUCAGUAAGGCUUAUGUAGUAACGAAUGAAUCA
Molecule: messenger RNA, 2113 nt
Organism: Mollisia scopiformis
Lineage: Eukaryota; Fungi; Ascomycota; Leotiomycetes; Helotiales; Mollisiaceae
Product: kinesin motor domain-containing protein
Exons: 2
Coding region: 115-1911 (598 amino acids)
Biological process (GO): microtubule-based movement; mitotic spindle organization
Molecular function (GO): microtubule binding; microtubule motor activity; ATP binding
Source: RefSeq, a predicted model, not a curated record